AUGGAUACAAGUGAUUCUUCAGAUGAUGAAAAAGGUUCAGCUGGAGGCAAAACACCAAAAUUAAAAAUUGUUGAUGAAGCUGAAAAUGAUGAACAUUCUUCAGCUGAAGAAAAAGAAAUCAAAGAACCAGUUAAAGUUUCAACUAAAAGGAAUCGAAAGAAAAAAUCUAACACUAAACGCAAACAAAAUCGACCAAACCCAAGAAAUCCCAGUGGAAAACCGCGAAAAAAAGCUACCCCUACAGGACUAAAUGGAAACUAUUGGAAUGUCGUUCAAUAUGAUCGUCAUGCUCAAACAACUACGUUUGGUAACGUUCAAAUCGAUAAUGAUGAUGAUGAAGACGACAAUCAUGAUAGCGAUGAUACAGUGUCAUUAUCUGAAAAAGUAUCCGAAGAAAAACUUCGAGCAAUAUUAACAUCUACAUCAUCGUCAUCAUCAUCGUCAGCUGAUUUACGGACACUUCUAUAUUCUAAUAGAACAUUUAUAACAUGUCGAAGUCCUGAAGAUUCAUUUUUUCUUUGUCAAGUUUUACAAGAUGUUUAUAAUGAUACGAGAAAAAUUCGUAUCCGUUGGUGUUCAUUAGUUGAUGAAAAUGGAGAUGAAACCAAGGUUGAUGAAAAUACUCGUUUUAAAUUAGAUUAUGAAGACACACUUGAUCCAAAUACUGUAUUAACUGGUAUAGGAAAUAUCGUUCGUCAUUCUGAUACGGCAAUAUCAUUAAAAAAACAAGAUAUUAUUGAAACAAAGCGUUUGUUGGAAAAAUCAAUUAAAGGUGAAGCAAUAUCAUCUGAUGAACCGAUGGAUUUAACAAAAGAAAUUAAUAAUACAGUACCUGAGAAAAUUGAAUCCGAAUCAAGUAUUGAUAAAAUUUUACCGCUCAAAACAGCACCGAAAAAACGAAAAAUCUCUCCGGAAAAUUCACGUAAACAACCGCUAAAAAAACGAAUAAGAAAUAUCAGUGGCGAAGCUGCUUCUGUCAAAAAACGACGACGAACAAAAGAUAACAAUGAUGUAACCGAACGUGAGAAGCCGACCAAAAAGACAGCAACUAAACCUAUCGCAACAACAAAAGCACAGUUAUUUAAAGUACAAAGCAAUCGUUUACUCAAGGAAAAUUUAACAAUAACAAACUAUCGAAAAGAUCCGUUUUUUGAAGAUAGUUUAUCAAUUCCUUUUAUUUCUUCCAUUGUUCAAAGUAAAUUAGCUAUCCGAGCUGUACUAAUUAAUGAUUCAAAACUAUUAAAAUCAUUAAUCGAUGAUGUUGAUCAUGUUUGUUCGGUGCAUGUAGCACGUGGUCUCCAGAAUGAUUUAACAGCUAUUCAUUAUGCAAUUAAAAAUGAUAAUAUUGAAAUGCUCCAAAUUUUAAUUGAAGAUUUACAAAAGCCGAAAAAAGAUCGAUGUCCUUUUCCCGUGGUUGCAAUAGCAACGCAAAGUACUGGAAGUAUGAACAUUCGUACAAGAGGUUUGCGAACUGCAAAAAUAAUGGCAGCUCGAAAUGUUAAAGAAGGAAAUAAUGCAUUGAAUAAAGAUCAAAUGAGAGCAUUCAUCACAUGUAAUGAUUAUGGAAUUAUGGAAUAUGCAGUAACAAAUAAUUGCUCACCAGAAAUCUAUGAUUUUCUUCUCAAGGCAUUUCCUCGUGCACAAAAUCACGUGUAUGAGAAAAUUUUUCACAUUGUUCGAUCUGGUUAUCGAAAAUUAGCUGCACGUAUUAUAGGCGAUAUAAAAGACAAUGGUUUUUAUGGAUUUAAUAAUCUUCAUCAUCAAGUUUUACUCUUCAAUAAUGAAGAUUUAACUAUAAAACGUGCAGCAAGCGUGGUCAAAAAAGCCAAAGAUAAUUGUCAAUUAACACCUAUACAUUGCGCAGCCAUUAAUCCAAAUUCAAAAUAUUUAAAACAAUUAUUAAAUAUUAUGCCUGAAUAUAAUAUUCUUGAUAAAUAUGAAAGACGACCAAUACAUUUUGCUGCUGCAUGCGAAGGACCAGAACCACUUGAAUAUCUUUUAUCAAAACAAGUUAAUUUUAAUGAUGUUGAUCGUGGCGGUAAUUCUCCUUUACAUGUUGCUGUUAUGAAUGGUCGAGCAAUCAAUGCUGAGAUAUUUUUACGUACAGCAAAAGAAAAAGCUGAAUCAAAUGAUGCAGAGGAUCAAAUAGUUCAUCAAACAUUCGGUCUUGCAUCCAUUAAUCGUAUGAACAAAUCACGAUUUUAUCCACUUCAUCUUGCUGUACUCAAUAAUCAUUUGGAAUGCGUCAAAGUUUUACUGGAAUUCGGUGCUAAUGUUGAUGUAGUAACAAGUACAUCAUCGGGAAAAUUAACAUCGCUUAUGCUAGCUUGUCAGAAAGGUCAUUUCAAUAUAGUUAAAUAUCUGAUAGAAAAUGGUGCCAAAGUUGAAGCCCGUGAUCGUUUUAAACGAACACCUCUUAUUCAUGCAUGUAUGUGUGGUAAUGCUCAUAUUGUUUCGUAUCUAUUACGUAUGGGUGCCAAUGCCAACGUUCAUGAUUCAUCAUUGAACACAGCAUUACAUUAUGCUAUUGCUUAUGGAUGGUAUUUUUGUGUUCGUUUGUUGAUUGAAGCUGGAGCAAAUAUUAAUCGUGUUAAUUUGUGGCAAACAAGUUGUUUAGGAGCUGGAUUUUUAAAGGGACAUUAUGGACUUUGUGAUUAUCUUCUUACCGAACAUCAUGUCGAUAUUAAUUUUAAAACUGAGGAUGGUCUAACAUUAGUUAUGUUAACCGUAGGGUUAGCAGUAUCUCCAUCGUCAGAACAGCAACUAAAUUAUGUUGCAGCAAAACAUAAAGCUGAUUGUGCAUGUGUUGAUGCAACUGGAAAUAAUGCAUUUCAUUACUUAGCACGUAAUACAUCAGGCCAACAAUCAAACUAUCUGAGUGUUGCAGCUAAGAAAAGUCUUCGCGAUAAUUUUUUUCAAAUGGCUGAAAUACUUUUGAAUAAUAAAUGUGAUCCUAAUAAAAUGAAUAACCAAGCUCAAUCACCUUUAAUGAUCGCACUUGAAUCGGGCAAUUUUAUUCUUGUUGAUUAUUUAAUCAAUAUGGCUAGAGUAGAAAUUAAUGCGGAUACAAGUCAUGAUGGCAAAACUUUAUUACAUUAUUUUGCAAUUCAAUGUGAUGAAUACGAUCUUGUUCAAGCAUUAACUAAACUCCCCAUCAAUGAUAAGAUUAAAAAAAUGGGUCGAAUGUUUGAUAGUAAAGGUCGAACACCAUUACAUUAUUGUACUUCGAAAUUCAAUCAAUUUUGUCAAGCAAACAAAUCAACAUUAGCUUCCGAAAAAUUAAAACAACAAUAUGGAUCGAUUGUUGAAAUGAUUGAGUAUUGUCUUGAAUCUGUUCAAUGUGAUUCUGAUGCUGAAGUUAAAGAAACCAAUGAAUUGAAUAAGGCUGCUGAAAUCGAACAAAAUCUGGAAGAUGAAAAUGACAACGAUGACCAAUCAAAUAAAAAUAUGCAACCUAUCGAAGAUACAUGCAAAGAAGAAACAAUUUCAAAACCUAAAGAAACAAGUAUUUUUUCUUUGUUACGAUCUGUUCCAUUCGCUGAUACUAAUAUGAAACAUCCACUGGAAAUUUUUCUUAAAAAAACAAAAAAUCUCAAUAUUCUUCAUCAUGAAACACAACGAACACCUUUACUUGAAGCUAUUUUUCUUCAGGAAUAUCAAACAGUAAAAAUGCUCUUGAAUGAAACUUCAUGUGAUAUUAAUUUGGCAACAUCAAUAGUCGAAGAAGAACGUCAACAAACGCCAUUGAUAUUAUCAUGUAGAUUACAAUUAUUAACAAUUAUAAGAGAACUAUUAAAUCAUAAACAAUGUGAUUUAUCAACACGUGAUUAUCGACAUAAUCAAGCAAUACAUCAUUAUUUAUCAACAUCAAAUCGUUCAAGUCAAUAUUUAGAUCUAUUAAAUUUAUUGAUCGAAAAACAUAAAUUAGCAAAUAAUAAUUUAAAUAGUCAAGGAGCAUCUGAAUGUACACCAUUACAUUUAGCUGUUUAUCAUAAUUCAGGUGCAAUUGAUUCAACAAUUGAUGUUGAACAAAUUUUAAUUGAUAAUGGUUGCGAUUUAUUUAUCAAAGAUAAAUCAGGAAAUAUACCAUUACAUAAUGUUUUCGUUGAUAAAAAUGUUGGCGAUGAUCCUGUCGAACUGUGUGUUUUGAUUUUGAAAGCGAUGAAAUAUAAAUCACUCGAUACAGAAAAUAAUGAAGGAAAUACACCAUUACAUUUAGCCGUUAUUAAAUGUUCGAAUGUUUGUGUGAUGCUUUUACAACAACAUUCUGCUAGUUUAUUUAUUGAAAAUAAACUGUCGAAUUCAAUUAUUGGCACUUGUAUUGAAUGCGGUCAUCUCAAUUUGUUUAUUGCUUUUCUUCAACAAUCUAUUGAUAUUGAUCUCGGAAAAUUAUACAGUGUACCUGUGAAAAAUUCAUCGCCGAAACUGAUCACAGACACAUCAAAAAAACAUCAUACGGAUAUUUGGCAAUGGAAAUAUGUUGAUGUAAAAAUUGAUAAACAAUAUGCACAAUAUUCAUUAAUCUAUUUGAUCAUUAAACGUGAUUGGCAAGGUGCAUUAUCAUUAGUAUUAAAUGAACCUGAUCGUUUUCAUUUAAGUAUAAUACGAAUUAUUGAAGCAGCCAUUUUAAAUAAUAAAUUAAAUCUUGUUCUUCGUCUUCUAUUGCGUACAAAAGACAAAAGUAUUUUACGGGAGAAAAAUUCUCAGGAACAAAAUCUAUUUCAUUUAUUAGCGAAUAUGAAUCAAUACGAUAAAAAUUUACUACAACAAAUUCUUUUACACAUUCACGAGUGCAAUUUAGAGUGGAAUCUAGCAGAUAAACAUGGCUCAUAUCCGAUUCAUUAUGCGUGUGUAAAACAAAAUUUUAGUUUUAUUAAUUUCUUGCGUGAGAAAUAUUCUAUUGACUUUAAUUUAAAUCAAACCGAUUCAUUUGAAAAUACAUCGAUCAGUUUAUUAUUUUGGAAUAUAGCAUCGGAUAAAUCAUUUAACAACAAGGAAAUUAGUUCAUUAAUAACAUCUGGUAAACAAUUAGAUUGUCUAUGCAAUUAUGACAAUGGAAUCGCAAUGAAUCCAUUAUCAUUUGGUUAUGUAAAUCCAUCGAUUGAAAAAGCUAUUUAUCCACCGGAAAAAUCCGAUAAUGCCUCAGCAAAUGUACGAACAUCACCAUUAAUUAAUGCAGUUAUUCAUAGUAAUUUUCCAUUGGUCAAAUUUUUACUUCAACUUGGUGCAGAUGUUAAUUUUCCUGAUGAAGAGAAACGAACGCCUCUUAUGCAUGCUGUUCGUCAGAACAAUAUUGAAAUCGUUAAAUUACUUCUCAACAAAGACUACAAUCUUCCCACUGAAAAUGAUCAAGCAUCAACAGCUCCGUUUCGUGCUGGUAGAAAAGGUCUUCGAGCAACAUCAAAGCCUCAAGCGUUCUUUCUUGGCAUAACAACGACCUCUGCUACUACUACUACUACUACUACAAAUGAAAUAUCUAAUAAUGAUGAUACUGAAAUCGAUAAAUUUCAAGUAACAUCAUCAAUCGAUUUGAAUGCAAGUGAUUCUCUUGGUCGUACGUGUAUUCAUCAUUUAGUUCAACCAUUUCCUGAUGGUUCUUAUACAAGUAAUAUUGAAUUACUUCGACUACUUCAUACGUCAGGUGCAUCAUUAACAAAACAUGAUCUUGCUGGUUUAUCACCAUUACAGUAUGGUGCUAUCAAUGGUUGUCAACAUCUAUGUGAUGAACUAACAAAAUUAGCCAGUGAUGAAAGCGAUUCUACUCAAGCAACAAUUGAACGUUUCUAUAUAAAUGAUCCAAACAAAAAUCUUUUAGAUCGUCAAGAUUUCUACUCCGAUGCUCAACAAUUCAUCGAUAAAUAUCUAUCAAAACAUUCAUCACAGAUACAAAAUAAUGCAUACGACGUUGAUAGUUUAUCUGGUAUGACUAUAACAGGUCAGGUUCUCACUGAUACCGAUAAAAAUGAACCGUUUGAUGCACGUCUAACAAAAGUUGAUGUUAACUAUGGUGUAGAUGGUUUAUAUAAUUUCUAUCGUAUGCAAAUUAUUAAACAUAGAAGUAAAAAUGAUCUAUAUUUUCUUUUUACACGUUGGGGACGCAUUGGUGACGAUGGUCAAUAUCAAUUAACUCCCUUUUCAACGUUAGAUGAAUGUCGAAAAGAAUUCUUAAAAGUAUUUCGUGAGAAAACUGGUAAUGUUUGGAAAGAUACAGAUCAAUUUGAAAUAAAACCUAAAAGAUAUGCAUUAAUUAAAUUAAAUGACCAUCAAAAAUACAAACAUUCGAAUGUACCAAUCGAUUUUAAACGUUUACAAUCUGAACAAGCACAUCCAUCAUCAAAACUUCAAUCAUCUGUAUUUAAAAAUUUUCUUAAAACUUUAAUUAAUUGUCAAGCUAUUCGAACGAAUAUUGAUAAAACGCAAUUAGAUAUUGAAUGGAUGCCGGUAUCACAACUAAAUCGUGUAACAUUACAAAAAGCACGUGAUUUAUUAGUACAAAUUAAACGAGCUCUUGAUAAAAAACAAGAGUUAAAUUUAGAUGCUCAAAAAUCAAAAACUACUGAACAACAAAAUGAAUUGAAAUCAGUUUUAGAAUCAAUUUAUAAAUAUACAAAUGAAUAUUAUACAAUAAUACCAUUACGUGGUUUUGCUGAUGGGAAAUUACCGAUUAUUGAUAAGGAAGCUUUAGUUAAAAAACAAGAAAAAAUUAUUGAUGAUUUAAUUGAACUUGAAUUGUCAUAUAAAAUAUUCUUAGGAGCGCAAGCUAAUUUAAAAAAUAUUUCACCCUUAGAUUAUUUCUAUAAAUCAAUGAACUGUCAAUUUGAAUCUAUGAAUAAAGAUGAUAUUGAUUCACAAUUAAUUUUACGUUACAUAUGGGCUAGUGCGUCAGGAACAAAAGUUGAGCAAAUAUUUAAAAUUGCGCGAUCACAUGAGGAUGAACGAUUAUUUAAGUCGAAUCUUGAUAAUCAUUGUUUAUUAUGGCAUGGCACUAGUGUUUGCAAUCUAAUUAGUAUACUUAAUAGAGGACUUCUUGUUGAACCUAUGGCUGCAACAACGACAGGAAGUUUGUUUGGAAAGGGCAUUUACACAGCAGAUACAUUUGCUAAAAGUCUUGGCUAUUGCUCAGGUAUAACACAAACUGAUGGUCAACAUUGUUUUAUGAUAUUAUGUGAAGUUGCUUUGGGUAAAAUAAAAGAAGUAGGUUUAAACAAAAAUGACGACGAUGACAAUGCAAAGCAACUUGAUUUGAAUCGAUUCCAAAGCCGUAAAGGUGUUGGUCGAAAUAUACCAGAUCCACGAUAUACAAUUACUCGAAACUAUGGAGUGCGCAUGCCGCUUGGUCAAUUAAUAGCUAAUCCGGAUUUGAAAAAAGGCUAUUGUAGUCUUAAUUAUAAUGAAUAUAUUGUCUACGAUGAAUUACAAAUAGCUUUACGUUAUCUAGUACAAUUUCGUCGUUAA
This is a messenger RNA of Rotaria socialis, 7455 nucleotides long. Lineage: Eukaryota; Metazoa; Rotifera; Eurotatoria; Philodinida; Philodinidae. The record is from the annotation of a GenBank genome assembly.